AUGAUCACGAAGAGCUCUGUUCACAUGGACCAGGUGCGCUCCGUCUUGCAGGGACUCCACUCCGACAAGGGUUCCUCGGCAGCGGCACACAAAGAUAAACUGGCACAGACCAAGCUCCGAGAGCGGGAGAUGCGGGACGCAGCGAAAGCGGAUGCCCAAGCCAAGCGCCUCGCCAAGGAUCAGGAGCGCACCUCCCUCCGAGCCCUGGCCAAGGAGGAGCGCCUCACUCACGACACCAAGCGCGCCGCCAAGGAUUGCCGUGAGAUCUGCUUCCCGCACAAGACGUCCAAGUGA
Molecule: messenger RNA, 294 nt
Organism: Auxenochlorella protothecoides
Lineage: Eukaryota; Viridiplantae; Chlorophyta; Trebouxiophyceae; Chlorellales; Chlorellaceae
Exons: 4
Coding region: 1-294 (97 amino acids)
Source: RefSeq, a predicted model, not a curated record